CCCCGGACCCUGCAUUCACUAUAUCUGGUCUACCAGGACCCUGCAUUCACUAUAUCUGGUCUCCCCGGACCCUGCAUUCACUAUAUCCGGUCUCCCCCGGACCCUGCAUUCACUAUAUCCGGUCUCCCAGGACCCUGCAUUCACUAUAUCCGGUUUCCCAGGACCCUGCAUUCACUAUAUCCGGUCUCCCCGGACCCUGCAUUCACUAUAUCCGGUCUCCCCGGACCCUGCAUUCACUAUAUCCGGUCUCCCCGGACCCUGCAUUCACUAUAUCCGUCUCCCCGGACCCUGCAUUCACUAUAUCCGGUCUCCCCGGACCCUGCAUUCACUAUAUCCGGUCUCCCCGGACCCUACAUUCACUAUAUCCGGUCUCCCCGGACCCUGCAUUCACUAUAUCCGGUCUCCCCGGACCCUGCAUUCACUAUAUCCGGUCUCCCCGGACCCCGCAUUCACUAUACCUGGAAACCCCGGACCCUGCAUUCACUAUAUCUGGUCUCCCACAGACCCGGCAUUCACUAUAUCCAGUCUCCCAGGACCCGGCAUUCACUAUAUCCAGUCUCCCAGGACCCUGCAUUCACUAUAUCCGGUCUCCCAGGACCCUGCAUUCACUAUAUCCGGUCUCCCAGGACCCUGCAUUCACUAUAUCCGGUCUCCCAGGACCCUGCAUUCACUAUAUCCGGUCUCCCAGGACCCUGCAUUCACUAUAUCCGGUCUCCCAGGACCCUGCAUUCACUAUAUCCGGUCUCCCAGGACCCUGCAUUCACUAUAUCCGGUCUCCCAGGACCCUGCAUUCACUAUAUCCGGUCUCCCAGGACCCUGCAUUCACUAUAUCCGGUCUCCCAGGACCCUGCAUUCACUAUAUCCGGUCUCCCAGGACCCUGCAUUCACUAUAUCCGGUCUCCCAGGACCCUGCAUUCACUAUAUCCGGUCUCCCAGGACCCUGCAUUCACUAUA
This is a messenger RNA of Staurois parvus, 954 nucleotides long. The record is from the annotation of a GenBank genome assembly. Lineage: Eukaryota; Metazoa; Chordata; Amphibia; Anura; Ranidae.